GUCCUCCUCUGAAGCGAUAAGCAAAUUGAAUUCUGAAGACGUGUAAUCACAUUUCAAAAUUCUAUUUUAAUAGGGCAUUAAAAAUAAAUUGUCGUGCCCGAUUCCGAUUUCGACCCCGAUGCCGUCGGAGGAUUAUCAGUGCCGAGUGGUCGACAUGACCUCGACAAUCGGAAUCUUAAUGUGCCAUUUGACACAGUUGGACAGUUGGACAGGCACUGGCUCACUUAUGCAACCGAAUGUCCAACGCUAUCAGCCAUUUCCACACAGUGAAGCUUCUAAUCUCUGACACCCUCCGAUCCACCUCCCCAUGCCCCUUUCCCAUCCCCAUUGCCAUCCAAUAAUGGGCAUGUUUUGAGCGCAUGAAAUAAGAUGAAGUCUAUAUUCUUGAACCCCAAUGAACUUUGGGCUAGAAAAUGCAACUAAUUUACGUACUAGAAACAUUUUUCAUUUAUAUUCUAACUAAAAUGAUUUCUGAUAGUUUUCAGUCAAUUAAGUCCGACCCAAAGAAAGGCAACUAUUUUCGGGUUAUUCAGGGAUUUCAUUUAAUUACUUAGAGUAUAUUUUGGUUUGAGAAAUCACAUGAUUUGGGAGCCAUUGGUCAAGUAAUGAGUUCUGGAAACUUUGACUAAAUAAAAUGUUUUCCGAGAACUGGUAUUUAAGCUCGAAUUAAAAUGAAUAUUCAAGUUUUUCCAAUUCGAUCUUUAAGCAUAAUACACAAUAUAAAUCAAACUCUGGUGAUAUUGGCACACUUGAAUUUAUUUUUUAAAUAACAAUAAUGUAUUCAUGUACCCACUGAUUUAGUUAUAAUUUUUUCUUAUAGUUUUUGCUUUUCAUUUUUCUUAUAGUUUUCAGUAACAUUAAAUAAUUGCUUCAGUUAAAUUAUAUUGCUUUUUAUUUUUCGACUUUGAUAAUGUAUACAAUUUUUUUGGCGUUUCAUUUAACUUUUAUUUUUAAGACUCUGACAUUUUGUCGAGGAGACAGUAUGAACCAAGAAUCGCCGGCGUCGAAGACGUUCCCGUCGCUCUUAAAUGGCGCUCCCAAAACUAUUUUUGCCCUCCGUUCAGCAGUCCGUCCGUCUGUUUGUUUGUCCGCGAGUGUCUCCCGUGUCCGUCCGUUCAUCAGUCCGUCCGUAUUCGUUUGUGUCCGCCUCUGUCUAGCCGUCAGUUUGCGGUGCGCUUUUAGUUUUAGCAUUUACUUCUAGCAUAGCUGGCAUUUUUGUAGCAAUUCGUGUCUAUAUGGCUUGUUUCCCCAUCGUGCUUCUCCUUUUUUCGCAUUCUAUAUUGUAUUCGGUGCUCUCUUUGUUUUGGGUCCGGGUCUGUAAAUGCCGCGUGCUCAUCACUCGCAGACACUUUAGAAUGCAGCGAGUAUCUGUGAGAUGCGAGAUAGAUGGAUGGAUAGAUAGGCGGAGCACACGGAUCUUGAGAGGAGGAACGCGGGGGAGUACGAAAGGUUUUUGGGGUUGGCUAACCAGAUUUCACAGGGAUACUAAGCUAGGGCACUUUUCAUUUAUAUUUUAUUUAAUAUUUAAAUCUACAUAUGUCUUAAAAUAAAUAUUUUUAACGCUUUUUACUCAAUUUUUAAUUUUUUUUCAAAUCACAAGAUCUUAUUGGAUGUUCAGAUGGUUCUAUGUAUAUCUGACCCUCAAACAACUAAAUACUUUAUAUAUAACAAUUGUUAUCGCCUUUUCACUGCUUUAAAUUUUUUUUUUUUUUUUUUUUUUUUUGGUAUUGUUGCCAAUUGCAAAGGUCUAACAAUUAAAUGUUUAUUAUAAAAUAGUUUAUGUUUAAUCUUCCCACCUGUACCAUCUUCAUUUAUCGCCCCAUCGCAAAAACUCUUGUUUUUUAACCUGUGUUCAAACCGAUAGAACAAUUCCAAGAAAACGCGUAUUGUCUUUGAGUAAAGAGAAUAUAGUAUUGAUAAAUUUUUACAAAAAACAGACAGCUUUGGGCUAAAAAUCAACAACUUAUCGAAUGAAAUCGGCAGCGAAUAAAAUCCAUUUUUCCAACUUGCUUAAUGCUAAUACGAAGAUUUCUCGCCAUACUCCUGCUGCUCCAUCGCCUUCUGUUUCACUGCACCUAUGGCCACGUCCUGGCCAAGGCAAGUGGUAUUGUACCCCAUCUAUAACUUCUUCAACCUGUUCUUUGGCCUUCCAAUCACAGAGGCACGGUCACCUGCACAAACGAAUGGUUAAUCCACGAGAGCUCCUCAAUGAUUUUGCAGCUAUCCAGGGAGCAGGAACCGCAAUCGUUGCUGAAAGAUCGCCUGCUUCCCUGUUCGACGUUGGGGGAUCAGGAGCGGGAGCGGGAACAGGAGCGGGAGCGGGAACAGAAGCUAGAAGUGGCACUGGAACCGGCGUGGGAACUGAUUCUGGAGCCAAGCACAACACGCAAAACAACUGCGAAGGUGGUGGGUCAGGAGGCAACGGAAUUAAUGCCAAGUGUAAUGUUAAUUCCAUCUUUACGCCCGGUGAUCCCAAACAAAAGUCCUCUGCGAUAGCCAUUAAGGCUGCCAAUGAUGCCAAGGCGGCCAGUGAGGCGCAAUCGGCCGCCGGCCAGGCUGCAGCCCACCACAUCAAGCUGGAGCUGGCCGAGAAGGCCUUCCAGUCGGCCAAGGCCGCCGAGGCAGCCCUGAUGGGCAAACAGAUGAUGGUGGAUCAGCUGGAGCAGGAGAUGCAGGAGGCCACGGCCGUCGUGGAAGAGGAGACUAAGUCCAUUCACCACACGGAGGCCAAUAUGAAUGCCGCUGUGGAGGCGGCUCGAGCGGCCACCCAGCAAUUCGAGGCCAUCAGCGAACUGCAGAGGACUGCUCGUGAAUCGUUGGCCAAUGUCCAGGCGGUGGCCCUAGGAUCGCAGCAGGAAUUGGCCGCCAAGACGCAGCUCCUCGAGGCAGCCCGCAAUCGUAUGGGUGUGCUCCAGAAACAGCUGGUCAGUGCCCACGAUGACUACGAGAAGACCAAGCAGGCGGCCUACAAGGCAGCCUGUGCGGCUGUGGAGGCCAAACAAAGGGCUGGCAGUAGUCUGUCCCAUUAUUAUAUUUUGUAAAUGAAUUAUAAUAUUUUAGAAUUCAUGAUUUUUGUGAUCUGCCUUUCCAAAAUAUAUAUUCAGUAAUGAAUAAAUAAUGUGAAUAAUGUGAUCUGCCUUUCCAAAAUAUAUUUCCAGUAAUGAAACCAAAGUUUUAUUGGCCAAUUCAUAAACCUUAAUUGAAUAAUAAAUAUUUUUAACGCUUUUUGGCUUACA
Molecule: messenger RNA, 3236 nt
Organism: Drosophila elegans
Lineage: Eukaryota; Metazoa; Arthropoda; Insecta; Diptera; Drosophilidae
Product: dynein assembly factor 3, axonemal homolog
Exons: 2
Coding region: 1971-3041 (356 amino acids)
Source: RefSeq, a predicted model, not a curated record